This is a messenger RNA of Paramecium sonneborni, 2468 nucleotides long. The record is from the annotation of a GenBank genome assembly. NCBI's taxonomy places the organism in Eukaryota, Ciliophora, Oligohymenophorea, Peniculida, Parameciidae.
UAUGGGAUGUUAAAACAGGAGAAUAAAAAGCUAGAUAGAUGGUCAUAAUAACACUGUCUUAUCGGUAUGUUUUUCACCAGAUGGAAAUAUAUUAGCAUCUGGGAGUUACGAUAAUUCUAUCCGUAUCUGGGAUGUUUUGUCAGGAUAAUAAAAAGCCUAACUGGAUGGUCAUUCUAGUAUUGUAAACACAGUAUGCUUCUCAUAUGAAGGAACUACACUAGCAUCUGGUAGUUACGAUAAUUCAAUCAAUAUAUGGGAUCUUAAAAAACAAUAAUAAAAGAUGAAAUUAGAUGGUCAUAGUGAUUAUGUUCGGUCGGUAUGUUUCUCGCCAGAUGGAACUACGUUAGCAUCUGGUAGUAAUGAUAAGUCCAUUCGUUUAUGGAAUGUUAAAACAGGAGAAUAAAAAGUUAAGAUAGAUGGUCAUAAUAAUACUGUCCUAUCAGUAUGUUUUUCACCAGAUGGAAUUACAUUAGCAUCUGGGAGUUACGAUAAUACUGUCCGUUUAUGGGAAGCUGAUACAGGGCAAUAAAAAAUAAAAUUAAUAGGUCAUUUAUAUGGAAUCUACUCAAUUAGCUUCUCACCAGAUGGAACUAAAUUAGCUUCUGGUAGUCAUGAUAAGUCCAUCCGCUUAUGGGAUGUUAAGACAAAAUAAUAGCAGGUCUAAUUGGAUGGUCAUUAAGGUGGAGUUUACUCAGUAUGCUUUUCCCACAAUGGAUUUACUUUAGCAUCAGGUAGUAAUGAUAAGUCUGUCCGUUUAUGGGAUGUUAAUACAGGGUAAUAAAUAGCAAAAUUAGAUGGUCAUAGUGAUUAUGUUAGGUCAGUAUGUUUUUCGCCAGAUGGAACUACAGUAGUAUCUGGUAGUUUUGAUAAAUCUAUCCGUCUAUGGGAUGUAAAGACAGGUAAAUAAAAAGGGAAAUUGGAUGGUCAUUGUAAUAUUGUCUAUUCAGUCUGCUUUUCACCAGAUGGCAUUAAAUUAGCAUCUGGUAGUAAUGAUAAGUCCAUCCGUUUAUGGGAUGUUAAGACUAGAUAAUAAUAAAUGUAAUUGAACGGUCAUAUUAACACUGUCUAAUCAGUAUGCUUCUCACCUGAUGGAACUACAUUAGCACCUGGUAGUAAUGAUAAAUCAAUACAUUAAUGGGAUAUUAAAACAGGACAAUAAAAAGCCAAAUUGAAUGGCCAUUAAUUUGGUGUAUACUCAGUAUGUUUUUCACCUGAUGGAACUACAUUAGCAUCUGGUAGUUAUGAUAAGUCUAUUUUUUUAUGGGAUGUUAAAACAGGAUCGUAAAAGGCAAAAUUGGAGGGUCACAGUGAUUAUGUCAGCUCAGUCUGCUUUACACCUGAUGGUACUACUUUAGCGUCCGCUUGUGAGGAUAAUUCAAUUUGUUUAUGGGAUAUUAAAACAUAAAAAUUAACAGCCAAAUUGAAUAGCAAUACUUGUAUUAUUUACUAAGUAUGCCUUUUUUCUAAUAGUCCUACAUUAAAAUCUCAUAACUCUAUCUCCUUAUUUGAUUUUUCAAUAUAAUAAUAAAACGCACAAAAAGAUGGUCAUAGUGAUCAUGUUAGAUUUGUCUGCUUUACUUAUGAUAGUUCUGCAUUAGCAUCUUGCAGUGAUGAUACAUUUAUCUAUAUAUGGGAUGUUAAGACAGGAUUAUAAACUGCCUAGUUGAAUGGGCAUUCCAGUAUCGUUAACUCAGCAUGCUUUUCACCUGAUGGAACUACAUUAGCAUCUUGUAGUCAUGAUAAGACUAUUCGUUUAUGGGAUAUUAAGAAACGAUAAUAAAAAUUACAAUUAGAUGGUCAUAGUAAUAAUGUCUUAUCAGUAUGCUUUUCAAGAGAUGGAAUGAUAUUAGCAUCUGGAAGUGAUGAUAAAUCUAUCCGCAUCUGGGAUGUUUUGUCAGGAUAAUAGAAGUUCUAACUGGAUGGACAUCAUAAUAUUGUCAACUCAGUAUCCUUCUCGCCUGAUGGAACUACCUUGGCAUCUGGUAGUUUCGAUAAUUCUAUCUAUUUUUGGAAUGUUUUGACAGGAUAAUAAACAAUAAAAUUAGAUGGUCAUAAUGAUUUUGUGUCAUCAGUAUGCUUCUCACCAAAUGAAACUAUAUUAGCAUCUGGUGGUAAUGAUAAAUCUAUUCGUUUAUGGGAAGUUAAAACAGGAUCAUAAAAAGCAAAAUUGGAUGGUCAUAGUAAUUAAGUUAGAUCAGUCUGCUUUAACCCUGACGGUACUACCCUGGCGUCUGGCAGUUAUGAUAAAUCUAUACGUAUAUGGGAUGUUUAGUCAGGAUAAUAAAAAUUCUUACUGGAUGGACAUACGAGUAUUGUCUACUCAGUAUCCUCUCGCCUAAUGGAACUACCUUGGCAUCUGGUAGUUUUGAUCACACUAUCCGUUUAUGGGAUAUGAAGAAAUAUGUUUGGGUUUUGGAUAAAAAAUGCUUAGAUUUUCUUGCUUAAUGCAAAACUAACUUAAAUUCAAU